GGCUCUGCCACGAAGUAUUAAUAUAAGAAUAAGAAACAGAAGAAGAAGACAAAUAAAAUAAGAUCAACACUAUUUAAGCAAUUCUGCAAUGUGCAAUUUACUGCCUUAAUUGUGUAAACCGAAUUGAUAAUAUGACAAGUCCAGUACGAAACUAUCCCGUUUGGGAAUUAAAAAUGCAUCAAAACUGUGAAGAGUUUGCCUUCUUUAACUGAUCUUAAAUUAAGGGAUCCAUUCACGCCCAGGAUACCUGCAGCAUUUUACUGGAAAAAACUUUCCGAUAACAAACGGGACUCCAGAGAAGAGGUGGGAGGUAGGCGUUACCUGUUUGUAGAUCUACCUUUGGGUGACAUUGUAAUACAGACUGUGCAAGACUGAAAGUAUUGGAACACUUGGUCUCAAACAAAAGUCGACGGUGAAAGGGCAGAUGGCGACCCCGGUCAAGAAAGGAUUUCGCAGAGAAGAAAUUCAGAAAACCACCUGGGAAGUGCCAACCAGAUACACUGGGCUCACACCUGUUGGUUCUGGGGCAUACGGAACAGUCUGCGGGGCUAUAGACCAGAAGACCAAGGAGAAAGUAGCGAUAAAGAAGCUGUAUCGGCCCUUCCAGUCCCUCACACAUGCCAAAAGAGCAUAUCGGGAGCUCCGCCUCCUCAGGCAUAUCAAACACGAAAAUGUGAUCUCCCUCGUCAGUGUUUUCACACCUGAUCCAUCACUUGAAAAAUUCCAGACCUUCUAUAUGGUGAUGCCCUUUGUGGCACAGGAUCUGAGUCACAUCAUGAAGAAAGGGAGGCUGACAGAUAAAAUAGUCACCUAUCUCGUCUACCAGUUGCUCCGUGGGCUGAAGUACAUUCAUUCUGCUGGGAUUGUGCACAGGGAUCUCAAACCCAGUAACCUGGCUGUGAAUGAGAACUGUGAGUUGAAGAUUUUAGAUUUUGGCCUGGCGCGCCAUACAGAGAGUGAGAUGACAGGGUAUGUGGUGACUCGCUGGUACCGAGCUCCAGAGGUUGUUCUUAGUUGGAUGCACUACAGCCAAACUGUUGAUAUCUGGUCGGUUGGGUGCAUUCUAGCUGAAAUGAUUACUGGAGAGGUCCUUUUUCCCGGAAAUGAUUACAUUGACCAGCUAAAAAGAAUUUUGAACCUGACAGGAUCACCUCACCCAUCCCUUGUGGAGAAGAUGCAGAGUAAAGAUGCUAGACGCUAUGUCCAGUCUCUGCCACACCAAGAGAAGAGGAACUUCAGAGCCGUAUUUCCACACAUGGACAGGAAAGUGGUGGACCUUUUGGAGAAGAUGCUGCUCCUGGACCCUGACAGGAGGGUGACUGCCAAGGAAGCUCUCUCUCACCCCUAUCUGGCAGAGUUCUGCGAUCCCGAGAGCGAGCCUGAAGCCCCGCCCUAUGACGACUCCUUCGAGAGCCUGGAGCUGGAUGUGGGGGAGUGGAAGAGUCUCAUCCACAUGGAAAUCAUGACCUUCGACCCUGACAAUCCAAGUGAAACAGCAACAUAGCUAAUAGCAAAAUUUGAAGGCAGUGAGAAAUUCACUGGAAAAAUUGUUCCAGUGAAUUCCAAAGGAUCAGAACUUUAGAUAUCCUCCAAGUGACAUAAGCAUGGCAUAAUGUGUUAUUUCUAACUGAAUAUGUUGUGGAUGACUAUAUACAUAUAUCAGUAUCAGUGAAUUAAUAUCAUUAACAGGUUCUGCAUAAUUUCAUGUAACUAUCAUAACAUAAAUUAAUAUUAAAGAAUCCCUGUAGUCUGA
Molecule: messenger RNA, 1753 nt
Organism: Lepisosteus oculatus (spotted gar)
Lineage: Eukaryota; Metazoa; Chordata; Actinopteri; Semionotiformes; Lepisosteidae
Product: mitogen-activated protein kinase 14A
Biological process (GO): intracellular signal transduction; protein phosphorylation
Cellular component (GO): nucleus; cytoplasm
Molecular function (GO): MAP kinase activity; ATP binding
Source: RefSeq, a predicted model, not a curated record